Molecule: messenger RNA, 443 nt
Organism: Caenorhabditis angaria
Lineage: Eukaryota; Metazoa; Nematoda; Chromadorea; Rhabditida; Rhabditidae
Source: the annotation of a GenBank genome assembly
AUGGGUCCACAUCGUCGUCUUUAUCAAUAUCUCUGCCGUUUCGGCGAUCGCCACGUCUAUCCACGUCUUCCAGAAAUCGCAAAACCUGCCUGGAAUCACCCGGCUGGUUUCAAAACUGUCUUUUUCUGGGCACCAACUUUCAAGUGGAUUCUGGUUUUUGUUGGAUUUUCCGAAGCGGUUAGACCAGCUGAAAAAUUAUCGCUGAAUCAGGUUUGAUUUUUCAUUUUGAAAUAGAGAGAAUGUGAAAUUUUUAGAACCUGGCAUUUGCUGUAACUGGAGUGCUCUGGACAAGAUUGACAUUCCAAAUUCAACCAUUCAGUUGGUAUAUGGUUUCUUUGAAUGUGUUUGUGGCUUUGAUGGGAGCACUUCAAUGCUCGAGAAUUGGAUAUUAUCGAUUGAAAAAUCCAGAUUGGAAAACUAGAGAAAUUAUGAAUGUAAACUAA